Molecule: messenger RNA, 4020 nt
Organism: Anastrepha obliqua
Lineage: Eukaryota; Metazoa; Arthropoda; Insecta; Diptera; Tephritidae
Gene: Frl
Product: formin-like protein
Exons: 8
Coding region: 2-3307 (1101 amino acids)
Biological process (GO): regulation of cell shape; cell migration; cortical actin cytoskeleton organization
Cellular component (GO): cytosol
Molecular function (GO): actin filament binding; small GTPase binding
Source: RefSeq, a predicted model, not a curated record
CAUGGACUUACCGCCAGACAAAGCGAAAUUACUUAAGAAUUACGAUGAUGAAAAGAAAUGGGACAUAAUUUGUGAUCAGGAAAUGGUACAGGCAAAGGAUCCACCAUCCCAUUAUUUGAACAAAUUGCGCACAUACUUGGAUCCAAAAGCAUCUCGAAGUCAUCGGCUAUACUUCCUCUACUUUCUUUGUCAGAAACGUAAAAUGGUCGGUGAGUCCACAUCGACACAGGUGCUGCGUGAUCUCGAGAUCUCGCUACGUACCAACCAUAUCGAAUGGGUUAAGGAGUUUCUCGACGACACGAAUCAGGGCCUCGAUGCACUUGUAGAUUAUCUAAGUUUCCGGCUGCAGAUGAUGCGACAUGAACAGCGCGUUGAAGAAGCACUCUCCGACUCAGACGAACGCUUGAAUAUGACUAGCAGCCAAACGGUGGGAGGUGGUACGGGCUCAAGUGCCGCGGAUGGUCUGGGUAGUUCAUCGGUGGGAGUAAGUUCUCCUCUUAGUGGUAGCAUUAAUUUAGAUGGUGCACGGCAUCAUCAACAUUCACAUCACUCUGGCGGAAGUCUGAAUGGUUUUUUGCGUCCCUCGCUGGCCGAGGUGCUCGACAGUCCCAGCAUUAAGCGACGGUCCAGACAUAUAGCCAAAUUAAAUAUGGGUGCAUCCACCGAUGACAUACAUGUGUGCAUAAUGUGCUUGCGAGCUAUAAUGAACAACAAGUACGGCUUCAACAUGGUUAUUCAACAUAGGGAAGCUAUCAAUUGUAUCGCGUUGAGCCUGAUACACAAAUCGUUGCGUACGAAAGCACUGGUGCUAGAGCUGUUGGCUGCCAUUUGUCUGGUGAAGGGUGGUCACGAAAUUAUUUUGUCGUCUUUCGAUAAUUUCAAAGACGUGUGUCAGGAGAAGCGCCGCUUCCAAACACUAAUGGAAUACUUCAUGAACUUUGAAGCCUUCAACAUUGACUUUAUGGUAGCGUGUAUGCAGUUCAUGAAUAUUGUAGUCCAUUCCGUAGAAGACAUGAAUUAUCGUGUGCACCUGCAGUAUGAAUUCACAGCACUUGGCCUGGACAAAUAUCUGGAGAAACUGCGUAUGACUGAAUCGGAGGAGCUCAAGGUGCAAAUAUCCGCUUAUUUGGACAAUGUUUUCGACGUGGCAGGACUAAUGGAGGAUUCCGAGACGAAGACUGCUGCCUUAGAACGAGUUCAAGAACUUGAGGAUCAGUUAGAGCGCGAAGUUGAUCGCAACUCAGAAUUCAUGUAUAAGCUUGCUGAGCUCGAGACAGAGGUGGCAGUGUUAAAAGCAGAACGCGAGGACUUAUUAACCACGAAACUGAAAUUUGAUGAAGAGGUCACAACGUUGCGUCGUAUACUCAAGCAGAAUGAGCAGGAACUAAAGAAGCGUGAUUCCCUGCUUCAAAGUAAGAAUCUCGAACUGCAAACAUUAACGCGUUCAUUGCCGCGCUCCGGUUCGAAUAGUGAGACGUCCCUGCAAAAUGGCGGAGCUUCGCCGGACAAAUGCGCUUCCCCUCCGUUGCCUCCACCGCCGCCACCACUGCCAUAUGCCAUGUCACCUACCAACUCGGCACCUCCGCCACCUCCUCCGCCCGCACCACCAGCACCACCACCACCACCUCUUGCGCCCGGUGGAUCCAUGAGCAAUGGUGGUACACUUUCACCCACAAUGUCUGCAAAUGGUGGAUCAGUGGGUUCACGUUCACCACCUUAUGGUUCUGGUCCAAAUGGCGGACCAAUGAUGUGUGCGUUCCAGCCGCCGCCGCCACCUGUCGCCGGUUUCAUGCCUGCUCCAGAUGGUGCCAUGACAAUCAAACGUAAAGUGCCGACGAAAUAUAAACUGCCAACACUUAACUGGAUAGCUUUGAAGCCAAAUCAGGUUCGUGGAACAAUUUUUAACGAAUUGGAUGAUGAGAAAAUCUUUAAGCACAUUGAUUUCAACGAAUUCGAGGAGCGCUUUAAAAUCGGUAUUGGUGGAGGAUUGACAAAUGGUAGCAGCUCUGAAGUAGAUGGCCUGCACUCUUAUCCCAGUAAGCGGUUCAAGAAGCCGGACAAUGUGUCACUAUUGGAGCAUACGAGAUUACGAAAUAUUGCAAUAUCUCGUCGCAAGUUGGAUAUGCCUAUCGAUGAGGUUAUUGCCGCCAUACAUAGCUUAGAUUUGAAGAAACUCUCCCUGGAAAAUGUGGAGCUGCUGCAGAAGAUGGUGCCCACCGAUGUGGAAGUGAAAUCCUACAAGGAAUACAUAGCUGAGCGUAAAGACCAAAAUCAACUCACCGAAGAGGAUAAAUUCAUGUUGCAAUUGUCGCGCGUAGAACGCAUUUCAUCUAAGUUAUCAAUUAUGAAUUAUAUGGGCAAUUUCUUCGAUUGUCUGCACCUGAUCAGUCCACAAAUACAAGCUAUCACCACUGCUUCAAAUUCUCUAAAGAAAUCAAUGAAAUUUAAGGCCGUGCUAGAAAUUGUAUUAGCUUUCGGCAAUUAUCUCAACAGCAGUAAACGAGGUCCCGCUUAUGGAUUCAAAUUACAGUCGCUUGAUACCUUAAUCGACACGAAGUCGACUGACAAACGCACAUCACUCCUGCACUAUAUUGUGGCAACCAUCCGCCAAAAAUUCCCUGAGCUGCUCAACUUUGACACAGAGUUGUAUUGCACAGACAAAGCAUCGCAAGUAUCGUUGGAAAACAUCGUGACAGACGUACAUGAUCUUGAAAAGGGCAUGGAAUUGGUGAAGAGGGAGGCGGAACAACGUGUGAAAGGUGCACAAACGCAUAUCCUGCGCGAUUUCCUUAAUAACUCUGAGGAUAAAUUGAAGAAAAUCAAAAUGGAAUUAAAGAAUGCUCAGGAUGCAUUCAAAGAAUGUGUUGAGUAUUUCGGAGAAUCCUCGCGCAACGCCGAUGCAGCAGCGUUCUUUGCAUUGAUUGUGCGUUUCACGCGAGCAUUUAAGAUACACGAUCAAGAAAACGAACAGCGUCGUCGUCUAGAGCAAGCAGCUGCCCAGGCUGCAACCAAAAAAGAAAGCGAUCAAGUAUUACUGCGCAACAAAAUGAACCAGAAAAAACAACAGUUGCCCGGUUGUGGCUUCUCCUUACAGGACGCUGUCAUCAACGAGCUGAAAAGCAAAACGAAUUCGGUGCGUGAAAAGAAGUUGCUGCAACAAGAUGAAGUUUAUAAUGGUGCACUUGAAGACAUAUUGCUGGGGCUGAAGAGCGAACCCUAUCGGCGGGCCGAUGCAGUGCGACGCAGUCAACGCAGACGCAUCGAUAACAACCGCCUCUCGCGAACACUCGAAGAACUGGACGUCUAAAGCGAAAGCGAAGAUGAAAAAUACGAAAGCUCGGAAAAAUUAAAAACAAAAAAAAAAACAAAAAUGCUCCAUGUACAAUUAUAUUUACAAUACUAUUUUACAAGUAACAAAUUUAAUUGUAUUUUCUACAAUAGCAUAAAAUGUUGAGUGAAGACUAGGGAUUUUUGAUACAUUUUUCAAAACAGUUAUAUACAUACAUAAAUAGCAUACAUACAUAUGUCAUCCACUUGGGCACAUUCUAAAUGCAUUAAUGUAAAGUGUGCAUAGUCUUUAUUCCUAAGCCAUAGGAAAUGUUAAAGCCCAAUAUGCGCAAAUACGGCGGAAUGCUAAUCUCAAACUAUUGCAAGUUGUGCAAAUUGCACAUUUUCAUCUUUUGAGUUUGAUACGAUAGAUAGACGGUAGCGAAAAUGCAAAUUAAUGCGCAUUAUUGCAUUUAAACUGAAUUUACCGACUCCAAUAUGGCAACACCGUCCAUAAUUUACACCUGUUUACAAUAUUUUGGUAAUGAGUCGUAUUCUUUAACAACGAUUUUUUCUUAAUUCUGCGCUUCAAUGUAUGCAACAUGUUUGCCCAACUCUAAGCAAAUAGGUGGAAGCGGGGCAAAACCGAAAACCGUUACUUAUUUUUCGUGAUUUUGCCAAGUGUGACGUCAGACACCUUAACCCUUUCGGUCCGAACGGGACUUAUAUGUCCCGGCAAUGUUUGAAGAUACC